CAGGCCAUCGCUUCAGGCGACUUCGACUUUCAUUCUGGAACACUUUCCGUAAACGAUUAUUUUCUACUAUUUUCAUUUGUGAUCGGCUUGGUAGUUCAUUUGCCCAUUGUUGGGACUGGUUGCCUACGCUUUGUUGCACUGUCGAAUUGAAAUUGUUAAGGCUGCCUGGUCAAAGACCAUACGUAUAGUCGAAUAAACCGACAUCGCCCAGUGAAUAGUGAUCACUGUCCUCUCGUUUCCUCUCCACUCGGACAAUUUCAGUGCCCUCUUUCAAUCAAGUGUGUUUCACUUCUCUCGUGGCCGUAUUCUUGUUCAGUGUUCCGGUCAUCCACAAUGGAAUCGAUUCUCAGGAGAAAAGGCACGUCUAUGAAUAGGCGUGGAUCUAUUUCUCAACUGUUACAUAUACAAAAACCCACAUUCUCAGUAUUUCAGGAACAACCUACUCGAUAUUAUGAUUUUGUGGACUCCCCCGGCUAUAAUGAGCCAUCAUCGCCUUCAGCCCAUCGUCAAUACAUUAGCCCGGAGCUCGAGUCAGACAUUAGAUAUGCUUGCUCAUUACUUGUAUACCGAAUUGAACGCGGCGUGCCGUCACCACCGGCCAACCAAUCAUCUAAGCCGUCGACACGUAUGGGAAACGAGAAAGGAGAACAUUCUAGCGCUGGACAAGGUACAACAGAACCGCAAAUUGACUCGAAAUACUUUUCACCAAAGGUUGGCGCCGAGGUUGCUGCCUUGAAAGAUAAACUCGACUCCGGUGUUGGGUUAACCCAGCAACCCAGCAGACAGACAAUGCGGUUAUUGAAGUCAUCUCAUUCCGAUGCACACCCCGACUCCGCUGAGCGCACAUCCGGAUCGUUGCUCAGCCAGGUAAGGAGCACUACCUCUGGCUCCGAUACCAGCCGUACGGAAAUUCCAAAUAGUCAAUCACUAGUCAAGGAUCCCCCACUGGAGAGAGUGCAAUCCAUGAUGGGGAGUUCCAUAGGAGCUACUCAAACGAAAGACCAGGAUACGAUGUCAUUCCUCGCUAGGAUGUGCAACUCGGGUCUAAGUACAGAUGAGGCAUUGGAAGAAGAAGUUUUUCUCAACCCUGACCUUGGCUUGGACUCGAACGGAAUUCCGAGCUUCACCUCACCUUCAGCAUUCCUUAGCAGCACUUCGCCAAGCUUUGGAGUCUCUAGUGGCCUUACUCAAAGUCGACAGCCCGAGAUAAUUGCCCAGUCGAGGCUCCUUGGAGAGAGACCAGGGACUAUGGCAGGACUAGACUCUCCACAAUCUGGCAAGGGUGAAAACGAGCCCGGAGUUAUCAUCGAUGGUAAUGGCUUCGCGCACAUUCUAACAGUUGCUGAAGAGGCGCAGCGUAACCUCGAUCUGCAACAAGCAGUCAUGGCAAAGAUGAAAGCUAACGCGGCUGAUUCUAACUCGAAUGCAUUGCCCCAGACACCAAAACAAGCCUUGCUGCACAAAAAUCCACAAUCAGAGCACCAGACAAUCCCUUCCAGACUCCAAACGUCCUGGUCACAUAGGAGCAAAGCAACUACGCCGAAUUGGAAGCCUCACACAGAAACACCUUCAUCCUCCAAUGAUAAACCUAACCUUUUCCAGAAGAUUGCCGGCUUUUUCAAAACGCGAAGGGGCCCUGGCCAAGCAAACCAUGCUCUGGUGGAGCAGCCCUUUGGCAUUACCCACUGAUAAUGCUUCAUUAUCAAUGAGUGUCGGGAA
Aspergillus nomiae NRRL 13137 is the source of this 1719-nucleotide messenger RNA. RefSeq lists its product as uncharacterized. The annotation marks the transcript as partial. NCBI's taxonomy places the organism in Eukaryota, Fungi, Ascomycota, Eurotiomycetes, Eurotiales, Aspergillaceae. The record is from RefSeq and is a predicted model, not a curated record. The transcript has 2 exons.